GCUGAAUCAGCACACAACAAAGAACUCAGCCGGCCGGCUUGAGUACGAGUUCGAGUAGUUAAAGCUAGAGAGGCAGGAAACAAAGCUAAGAGCGCCUCAUAUCAUAUCAGUACAGUACGAGUACAAGUACGAAUAGAGAAGGUGACCAUGUCUGAAGGUGACGGUGGCGGCUUUGGGUUCUCACUGGCCAGUCUUGGCAGUAAAGCAGGCUCUGCUGGAGCAAGACUAGGCAAGAAAGCUGCUCAAUCAGAGACUGGUCGCAGAGCAACAAAAGCUGCCGUUAAAGGAGCGUGUGAUGGUGUCCGUGACGAUAUGCUCAGCAAGUACUCUGAUCCUACACCUGCCACGCCCACUUCCCCAACACCCAAAGAAACGUCGAAACCGUCAAGUGGAGGACAAAAGAAGGAAGAGAAAAACAACGUCCCAGCUUGGGUUGAUAGUAAUAGUGAUAGUGAUAGCGAUGAAGGUAAAGUAAGGUCUUCCCAGGCACAGUCACAUCGCUACCACGAACCAAGACCACCGAAACCCUCACUAAAAGAUCGAUUCAAGCUCAACAUUGGUCGGUCUUCUAGUUCUAAAGAAGCUCCGCGUCCUCGUCCCAUUAUAAAGAAUCCGAGAGACCGAGUGUACAACAGUCGACUGGCCAAAGAGCCUGACUGGGACAAAUUGCCCAGAGUGCAAGCGUUGUACAACUUCAAAGCGGAGAUGAGAUGCGAUCUAGAGUUUCGUAAAGGUCAGGUGAUCAAGGUGAUUACUCGGACGGACUCAGUGGACGACUGGUGGGAGGGGAAAAUGGAGGACAGAGUGGGCAUCUUCCCAGCAAAUUACGUCAAAGCAAUGUUUUAGAGUAGAAGAGUAGAACUCUGUUUUAAUCUAUAAUUACCCUAUUUUUCAAUGUUUUUAUUGCCCUCUAUAGUUGAGGCCUAGCUUGUGAAGGAGGCUAGUCAAUACAAUGUACACUGUGAUAA
Molecule: messenger RNA, 968 nt
Organism: Halichondria panicea
Lineage: Eukaryota; Metazoa; Porifera; Demospongiae; Suberitida; Halichondriidae
Product: SH3 domain-containing YSC84-like protein 1
Exons: 2
Coding region: 148-846 (232 amino acids)
Biological process (GO): endocytosis; actin cortical patch localization; plasma membrane tubulation
Cellular component (GO): actin cortical patch
Molecular function (GO): lipid binding; protein binding
Source: RefSeq, a predicted model, not a curated record